UCAGGAGCAAAACCCCACGCAACCAUCGAAUCCCCGGCUCUCUCUCCCCUCCUUGCCUAGCCUAGCGGUGUAGGGUUUCUCUUUCGCGCUUCCACCGUGCUCCGCCGCAAGCCGCCGCAUGGACGGCGCCACCGCCACCGCUACUGACGCCGGUCGCCCCUUGCCCCGCGGUUCUUCCUGUGAUGUCAGAAAUAGACAAGAAAAUUACAAAGAGAACACAAGCUACCAACGGUCCAAUGAUAUUAGGGCACAUAAGGAAAGGCAAUCAGAAUGGACAAAACCUGGAAGAGUUUUCAAUCGAAACAUCAGUAGAGGAGGUUAUUCUCGAAGUUCAUUCUCUGGAGUUACUCAGGAGUUUCGUGUUGUGAAAGACAACCGAAUUAAACAGAAGGCAGAUGGUGAUACUGUACCAGGAUCAUUUCACAACGGAGACUCUAGCAGUGAACAUACAGUUACGAAUAUUGGAGACAAAAGCUCAACUGAAAAGUUGUCUGAUGGACAUGGAACAACUCAAGCUGACAAUGGACACAAAGUUGCUGCUCAAGCCCAUGGUAAAGAAGUCAAGCUAUCUAGCGAUCAACGCCUGGAACAAUCUGAAAGGAUGAGAACACCUUUGGUUGGUUCACAUGCACUUCAGGAAAAGGGCAAACAAAACAAAGAACUAGCUGCACCAUCAGUGACAAAUAAUUUUACUCAAGAACUUUGCUGUUCUUCAUCAGAUCCAAUCCAUGUACCUCCUCCUGGAUCUAGACCAGUUGGAACAUUUGGUGCCAUAAAGCGUGAAGUUGGAGUAGUUGGUGCUAGGCAACGGCCUUCUGAUAUUGCAGCAACAAACAUAUCUACUUCAAACAGCUUAGCCACAGUGACAAUGGUGAUGAAGGAUAAUGCUUCAAGUGAACAUCAAUCUAGAUUAUCUGUUGUCCCAUCAAAAACCUCCCAUUCCAGUUCAUCUGUUUCAUUGAGCAGUAGGCCAUUUCUGCCAAGUCAAGUCUAUUCGAAGCCAAGCAUCCAUGUUGGUCAUUCAAAAGGUAACCCACAUUUGGAGUGGAAGCCAAAAUCAGUCCGCCCCACUUCUGUUAAUUGUGCAGCUAAUGUUGCACCUUCCAGUGCUACAUCAUCUGCUGAUGUUCAUCAGGUGGGCAUGGCUUGUUUGUCUAAGAAGCUUUCACAAGCUAAUGUGUCUAAAGAUGAACGUGUCAUCAUGCCUGAACACCUCAAGGUACCUGACAAUGAAAGAACACAUCUUAUCUUUGGCACUUUUGAAUCUGAAGCCAAGUCGAAUGCUUCUACAUCAUCACCUAUUGCCACGAGUAAAGAAGGGUUGGAUGUUCAUUCUUCUACAAGAUUGACACCAUUAAAUUCUGUCAGAUCAAGUGAUGAAGUGCGUCCUGGUGACCAAACGGAUCAUGUUGGUUCUUGUGCCACACUUCCACAGUCAGAUGUUCUUUCAUUUUCUGAACACCAGCAGUCAUCGAUUGUUGACAUUGGCCCGAGUCCUGGUGUUAUUGGCGAGUACAGGACAAAUGAGAUGAUUUCAAACAAGAUUGCACAUUCUGUGCCUCAACCCCAAUAUCAGGACAAUUAUGCUGUUCAGAACUUUAAGGCAUACGAACCGGAUUCUAAGUACGAGAUGCCAUUUAUCACUAAAUCUAUUGAUGGCGAAACAGUCCAAACUAGAUCAUAUCCGUCGGAGAUCAUGGGCUUACAUCCUUCAAAUGUCAAUCAGUUAUCUGUAUCUUCAGCAUCUCAACAACCAGUUCCCCAGAUGUACCAACAGGUUCAAGUACCACAGUAUCCAAGCUUUUUGCCGUAUCGGCAUGUUUUCUCUCCAUAUUACGUGCCUCCAGUGGCUGUCCCAAACUAUUCAAGCAAUCCUUCAUUUCCUCAGUUGCCACAUGCCAGCAACUACUUGGUAAUGCCAAAUGGAGCCUCUCAUGAAAUUGGCAGCAUGAAGUUUGGAACUCCUCAUCAGUACAAGCAAGUGUUCCCUGGCAGCCCUGCUGGAUACGGUAGCUAUGCAAAUCAGAGUGGCUACCCUGUUAGUAACUGUAUAAUUGGCAGCACAGGUGCUGUUGAGGAUGCCAGUAUGAGUAAAUACAAGGACAACAACAAUAUGUACACACCCAAUCAACAGGCUGAAACAACGGAUUUAUGGAUUCAGGCUCAUAGGGACAUUCCUAGCAUGCCAACAACACCAUUCUACAAUAUGAUGGGACGACCAAUGUCACCCCACACAGCAUACUUGCCAGCACACAAUGGUCAUGCCCCUUUCAACCCAGCUCCACAUCCUGCUCACUUGCAGUUCCCGGGCUUGCCACAUCCAUUGCAGCCUACAUCGAUGACCAUGGUGCAGAAUCCACAAUCCAUGGUACAUCAGCCUGCUGGAAAUAUGGGCAUUGAUAUGGCAGCCAUGGCUCCUGGAGCUCAGGCUGGAGCAUUUCCUGGAGCUCAGGUUGGUGCAUUUCAGCAAAACCAACUCGGCCAUCUCGGUUGGGCUCCUCCAAACUAUUGAAGGUAUUGGUGGCACUUGCCUCAUGAGAAGUGUAGUGAUUCCACAUUGCGAAGAAACACAACUGAUUAAGAGCUAUGCUGUAAUGCAAUAGAUACUCGUGAUGAAUGCCAGUUUUUCUGUUUGGCUUUAUAAUGAUAAAAAGGGGGAAACAAUUUUUUCAGUCCAUGGUUCACAACAUAUAAGUAUUGUUCAGUCAUCGUAUCUGUUCCUUAUUUUCGAAGAUAGUUAUUUUUUUUAA
Molecule: messenger RNA, 2750 nt
Organism: Brachypodium distachyon (stiff brome)
Lineage: Eukaryota; Viridiplantae; Streptophyta; Magnoliopsida; Poales; Poaceae
Exons: 10
Coding region: 119-2512 (797 amino acids)
Source: RefSeq, a predicted model, not a curated record